GCAGUUAAGAACAUUUAAAAAAAUGAAAGUACACAUAAUGUCAACCAUCACCAAGAAACUGAAUUAAGUAUAACAAAAAAAUCAUUUUCCAAUGGACUCAAACGAAAAUCGGAAGACGAAUUGGAAAGGCCUUCAAAAGUCAUAAAUAGAGGCAUUUUAACUAAUCCAGAACUAACACAAACGUUUGCAGGUACAGAUAUCAAUAAUAUUUAUCAAUUUUUAUACCGUUCUCGUAGAUCGUCAUAUCCGAAACUCCCAACAAAUAUUAUAGAAGUAAUCAACGUAAUGAGCGAGCGUCAAAUUAAAACUGUCCAGGACGAAAACUUUAUUCUUGUUGUUGAUUCAGUAAACAAAAUUAUAUGUUUUUCGAAUUUAAAACUUCUUUGUUCAGUAGACAAAAUAUUUGUGGAUGGUACUUUUACCUACUGUCCAAAAUAUUUUCUUCAGCUUUUUACUAUACACAUCUUCAAGAACGGACAUUAUAUUCCACUCGUGUACUUCUUAUUACCAGACAAAUGUAAAGACACAUAUGCACUAUCGUUCGGAUAUGUGGUUGAAAAAUGUUCGGAAAUUAAUUUAUUAUUCACUCCGUCGAAAAUAGUUUCCGAUUUUGAAGAAGCUAUACAUAUUGGUGCAAAAACAAUAUGGCCAGAAAUACGGAUGGUUGGUUGCAGAUUUCAUUUAACACAAAAUUGGUGGAAACACAUUCAAAGUCUUGGCUUAUCAAAAGAAUAUAAAGACGCAUCAAGUGAAAUAGGUAAUUGGCUAAAAUGGGUAUUUGGCUUACCAUUACUAAAUCCAGAAGAAGUAAGCGAUUGCUUUACGACAGAUUUGAUGUCAGUUUCUCCAGAUGAUGAAAGGAUAAUUAGGUUCUGCGAUUAUUUAGUUGAAUAUUAUAUUGAUGAAGGUGCAAAAUUCAAUCCACGUAUUUGGGCAUCGAGAGAAAUAACAUAACCAGAACGUACUACAAAUAGCUGUGAGUCUUUCCACUCAAAAUUAAAUUCACAAUUCACAAAAGCUCACCCCAACAUUUUCAUAUUCACCCAUGUUUUAAAUAAAAAAUACAAACUGACACUUACAUACCUACAUAUAAACGGAAUAAAC
This is a messenger RNA of Metopolophium dirhodum (rose-grain aphid), 1104 nucleotides long. RefSeq lists its product as uncharacterized. NCBI's taxonomy places the organism in Eukaryota, Metazoa, Arthropoda, Insecta, Hemiptera, Aphididae. The transcript is spliced from 2 exons. The coding region runs from base 286 to 954 and encodes 222 amino acids. The record is from RefSeq and is a predicted model, not a curated record.